AUGUCGACCCCGGCUCCUGCAGCGCACCCCGGCCUGCCCUGGCGGCUCGCCUCCAUGGCCGUCAUGGGCACCGUCGGGACCCUGUCCAGGUGCUUCCUCUACGGCUUCAACCACGUCGAGGUCACAGGGCUGAACCAUCUCCUCGGAGCCCUCGACCGGAGGAGGACCUGGGGUCCCGAGCGCGGCCUCCUGACCGUAUGCAACCACGUCGGAGUCCUUGAUGAUCCCCUCAUGUGGGGGAUACUUCCUCUACGCUACACCACCGACCUCGCCAAUCUGAGAUGGGGUUUGGGAGCCCAUGACAUAUGCUUCAAGAACCGCUUCUCGUCCACCUUCUUCAGCCUGGGCCAAGUCCUGCCGACACGUCGCCUGUGGCACUCUCCCCUGGGCGGCCUAUACCAACCUACCAUGGCACAAGCCAUCAGCAUCCUAUCCGGACCAGCCAAGGGCUCCACUCUCCCGGGACGCUUCUUCUCGACCGACGGAUCCGACUCCUUCCCCGCCCCGGCCGCAUACACGGCCAGACGCCAUGCUUGGGUCCAUGUCUUUCCCGAGGCUUGCUGCCACCAAAGUCCAGACAGUAGCCUGCGGUACUUCAAGUGGGGUAUAUCGCGGCUCAUCCUCGAGAGUGAUCCGGCCCCUGUAUUCAUACCCAUGUUCAUUCACGGCACCCAGGCCAUCAUGCCCGAGGACAGGGGCUGGCCGCGAUGGCUCCCUCGGGUGGGCAACCGCGUCGAGGUGGUCAUAGGAGAGCCAAAGCAUGUUGAUUCCCUCUUUGGUCGUCAGCGGGCUGCGUGGAAGCGGUUGGCUGACAAUGGCAACGCCGAGCUUUUGGAACACGACCAAGAGGCCGUUCGGUUGAGGAUCGAGGUCGCCAAGUCCGUUCGUGACGAGGUCCAGAAGCUGCGCGACAGCAUUGGCUUGCCCCGUGAGGAAGACGAGACGGCAGCUCUUGCAGAAACCUGGUCCAAGGAGCCCAACAAGCGCAGAUUCAAGAGUCCCGUCGAUGGCAGCUUGGUCACUCGGCACUAG
Messenger RNA from Hirsutella rhossiliensis, 1032 nucleotides. RefSeq names its product acyltransferase domain-containing protein. The transcript has 3 exons. NCBI's taxonomy places the organism in Eukaryota, Fungi, Ascomycota, Sordariomycetes, Hypocreales, Ophiocordycipitaceae. The record is from RefSeq and is a predicted model, not a curated record. Gene Ontology annotation, molecular function: 1-acylglycerophosphocholine O-acyltransferase activity. Gene Ontology annotation, cellular component: mitochondrial membrane. Gene Ontology annotation, biological process: inner mitochondrial membrane organization; cardiolipin acyl-chain remodeling. The coding region runs from base 1 to 1032 and encodes 343 amino acids.